CAAGUCAGCGUGACAGAGGUCCCCGUCCCUUCCUCCUGCUCCUCCUACCCGGCCCCCGGCAAGGCACCAGCAGUGGCCAACGGCACGGGCAGCCCCUCGGGACGGAGCUGCCUGCCCAAGCUGAACAUCAUGUUCAUGAAGACACACAAGACAGCCAGCAGCACCAUCCUCAACAUCCUCUUCCGCUUCGGGGAGAAGCAUCGCUUGAAAUUCGCCUUCCCCAAUGGCCGCAAUGACUUCUACUACCCCUCCUACUUUGAGCGCAGCCAGGUGCAGCACUACCGGCCGGGCGCGUGCUUCAACAUCAUCUGUAACCACAUGCGCUUCCACUAUGAGGAGGUGCGCAAGCUCCUGCCGGCGGACGCCACCUUCGUGACGGUGCUGCGGGACCCUGCCUACCUCUUCGAGUCCUCGUUCCACUACUUUGGGCGCGUCAUCCCUCUCACCUGGAAGCUGACGGGGGAGGACAAGCUGGCGGAGUUCCUCCGGGACCCCUGGCACUACUACGACCCCAACGGGUUCAACGCUCACUACCUCCAAAACCUCCUCUUCUUUGACUUGGGCUACGACAACAACAUGAACGCCAACAGCCCGCUGGUGGAGGAGCACAUCCAGGAGAUAGAUCACCGUUUCCACCUCGUCAUGUUGCUCGAGUACUUCGACGAGUCCCUGGUGCUGCUGAAGGACCUGCUGUGCUGGCAGCUGGAGGACGUCCUCUACUUCAAGCUCAACGCCCGGAAGGGCUCCACCGUCUCCCGGCUGACACCUGAGCUCUAUGAGAAGGCCACCUCCUGGAAUCUCAUUGACGCCAAGCUCUACAGCUAUUUUAAUGCCACCUUCUGGCGUAAGGUGGAGGCCUACGGGAGGGAGCGGAUGGCCAAGGAUGUGGCCGAGCUGCAGCGGGAGAACGAGAAGAUGAAGAGCAUCUGCAUUGACGGGGGACACCCCGUGGACGCCAGCGCCAUCCAAGAGUCCUCCAUGCAGCCCUGGCAGCCCCUGGGGGAGAAGUCCAUCCUGGGCUACAACUUGAAGAAGAAGAUCAACAAGAAGCACCAGAAACUGUGCCGCAAGAUGCUGACGCCCGAAAUCCAGUACCUGACCGACCUGGGGGUCAACCUCUGGAUCACCAAGCUAUGGAGCCACGUGAGGGACUUCCUGAAGUGGUAG
Messenger RNA from Phaethon lepturus (White-tailed tropicbird), 1167 nucleotides. RefSeq names its product galactose-3-O-sulfotransferase 1 (gene GAL3ST1). Gene Ontology annotation, biological process: myelination; galactosylceramide biosynthetic process. Gene Ontology annotation, molecular function: galactosylceramide sulfotransferase activity. Lineage: Eukaryota; Metazoa; Chordata; Aves; Phaethontiformes; Phaethontidae. The record is from RefSeq and is a predicted model, not a curated record. Bases 130 to 1167 code for a protein of 345 amino acids. Gene Ontology annotation, cellular component: membrane. The transcript is spliced from 2 exons.